This is a messenger RNA of Ipomoea nil (Japanese morning glory), 5070 nucleotides long. RefSeq names its product TATA-binding protein-associated factor BTAF1-like. Gene Ontology annotation, molecular function: ATP binding; ATP-dependent chromatin remodeler activity; TBP-class protein binding. The record is from RefSeq and is a predicted model, not a curated record. Lineage: Eukaryota; Viridiplantae; Streptophyta; Magnoliopsida; Solanales; Convolvulaceae.
UUCAUUCACUGCAGUUUUGGGGACUAUGUUUCUGAUCAAGUUGUUGCACCUGUUCGAGAAACAUGUGCUCAAGCAUUAGGUGCUGUGCUUAAGUACAUGCAUCCUAGUUUAGUGUACGAGACACUAAGUAUCUUGCUGCAAAUGCAGCAUAGACCGGAGUGGGAGAUUCGUCAUGGUAGCCUCUUGGGGAUCAAGUAUCUAGUUGCCGUGCGUAAGGAAAUGCUUCAUGAUUUGCUUUGCUAUGUUCUCCCAGCAUGUAAAAGUGGGCUUGAGGAUGCUGACGAUGAUGUUCGAGCAGUGUCUGCAGAUGCUCUAAUACCAACUGCAGCUGAUAUUGUUUCAUUAAAAAGUGAAAUAUUGCAUUCUAUUGUUAUGCUACUGGAUAUUUUACUUGACCUAGAUGAUUUAAGCCCAUCUACUAGCAGUGUAAUGAAUUUAUUGGCGGAAAUUUAUUCUCAAGAGCGGAUGCUUCCAAAUGGCUAUGGGAACCUGCCAUCAUUGGAGAAACAAGAUCUCAAUCUGAAUGAAGUUGUUUAUCAAAAUGACAUUGGAGAAGGGUUAAGCUCUUUAGAGAAUCCCCAUAUGCUGUCAACUCUGGCACCAAGAUUGUGGCCAUUCAUGAGACAUAGUAUCACAUCUGUCCGUUAUGCAGCCAUCCGCACUUUGGAGCGUUUGCUAGAAGCGGGGCGCAAGAGGAGCUUAGGUGAAGCUUCUGGCUCUUUCUGGCCUUCAUUUAUUCUGGGUGAUACCCUCCGGAUUGUUUUUCAGAACUUACUGCUUGAAUCAAAUGAAGAGAUUUUGCAGUGCUCGGGUAGAGUUUGGAGGCUUCUUCUCCAGUGCCCAGUGGAUGACUUGACGGAUGCUGCAAAGGCAUAUUUUUCUUUUUGGAUAGAAUUAGCAACUACUCCUUAUGGCUCACCUCUGGAUACUACAAAAAUGUUUUGGCCAGUGGCUCUUCCUCGUAAAAGUCACUUUAAAGCAGCUGCUAAGAUGAGAGCUGUGAAGCCUGAAAGUGACCCCUACAAAAACAUUAGCUUUGGUUCAGCAGAAGGUACUAGUUUACAGGAAAAUGGGGACACUUCCGCCCACAUUGGAAAGAUAAUUGUUGGUGGUGAUGUGGACAUAUCAGUUACCCAAACACGUGUUGUUACUGCCACGGCAUUGGGUGUUUUGGCUUCUAAGUUGGAUGAUUCUUCUCUUCAGUAUGUUGUUGACCCAUUAUGGAAUGCACUUGCCUCUUUUUCUGGCGUUCAAAGACAGGUAUCUUCAAUGCUGUUAAUUUCAUGGUUCAAAGAGUUGAAAUUCAAGGACAUAUCAAAGUCUGAGGGAGUUAUUACCGUCAUUUCAAGUAAUUUUGGGGAAAGGUUGUUAGAUUUGUUAGCUUGCACAAACCCUGCAUUUCCAUCAAAAGAUUCAGCUCUUCCAUAUGCUGAACUUUCUAGGACAUAUGAGAAAAUGCGCAAUGAGGCUCGUCAGCUGUACCAUGGUACCGAGGCAUCUGGAAUGUUUAAAGAUAUAUUGUCAUCCACUAAUCUUGACCUGGAAAGUUUGAGUGCAGAUGAUGCAGUGAAUUUUGCAUCUAAACUUUCCUUCUUAAAUAAUAUUACCACUGGGAAGAGUCUGCAGGAGGAGUAUUUUGAUGAAUUAGAGUCUCUGAAACAAAGAGUUUUGACAACUGCUGGAUAUUUGAAGUGUGUUCAGAAUAAUUUGCAUGUUACUGUCUCAGCUUUGCUAGCUGCUGCUGUUGUUUGGAUGUCUAACCUUCCGGCUAAACUCAACCCAAUUAUUUUACCGUUAAUGGCAUCUAUCAAAAGAGAACAGGAGGAAAUACUACAAAGUAAGGCAGCUGAAGCUCUGGCAGAGCUAAUCUAUUGUUGUAUGGGCCGUAAACCUGGACCUAAUGAUAAGUUAAUCAAGAACCUUUGUAGUUUGACAUGCAUGGAUCCUUGUGAGACCCCUCAAGCUGGAGUUCUGAAUUCUAUUGAAAAAAUUGAAGAGCAAGGUCUUCUGUCCUUCAGAAGCAGUAAUAACAGGCAGAAAUCAAAAGUUCAUAUGCUUUCCCCUGGUGAUGAUCGAUCAAAGGUUGAGGGCUUCAUUAGCAGACGAGGAGCUGAGCUUGCUUUGAAAUGUUUAUGUGAGAAAUUUGGUGGUUCGUUGUUUGACAAGCUUCCUAAGCUUUGGGAUUGCCUGGUAGAAGUCUUAAAGCCUGGAAAUGUUGAGGGUUUGAACCCAGAAGAUGAGAAACUUAUAUCUGAAGCUAUAGAUUCUGUAACUGAUCCUCAAAUUUUGAUAAAUAAUAUUCAGGUGGUCCGUUCCAUUGCUCCUUUAUUGGAUGAGACAUUGAGAUCGAAACUUCUCACACUCCUUCCAUGUAUCUUUAGAUGUGUUUGCCAUCCUCAUGUGGCUGUGAGAUUAGCCGCGUCUAGAUGUAUCACAACGUUGGCCAAAUCUAUGGCAGUGAAUGUGAUGAGUGCAGUAGUUGAAAAUGUGGUCCCUAUGUUAGGAGAUAUGACCUCUGUUCAUUCUAGACAAGGGGCUGGCAUGCUUGUCAACUUGCUAGUUCAGGGACUUGGUGUGGAGCUGGUUCCUUAUGCUCCUCUUUUAGUAGUUCCUCUUUUGAGAUGCAUGAGUGAUUCUGAUCAUUCUGUGAGACAGAGUGUAACACAUAGUUUUGCCACACUUGUACCUUUGCUUCCAUUAGCACGUGGUGUUGCUCCCCCUGCUGGUCUCAGUGACCGUUUAUCCAGGAAUCAAGAAGAUGUAAAAUUUUUGGAGCAACUGGUUGACAACUCACACAUUGAUGAUUACAAGCUCUCAACCGAACUAAAAGUGACUCUUAGAAGGUAUCAACAGGAAGGUAUUAACUGGUUAGCAUUUUUGAAGAGAUUUAAUCUCCAUGGCAUCUUAUGUGAUGACAUGGGGCUGGGCAAGACCCUUCAGUCAUCAGCCAUUGUGGCAUCUGAUAUUGCAGAGCAUAUUGCUGCAAAUACUGCUGAGAAUCUCCCACCAUCUCUUAUAAUAUGUCCAUCGACUCGUGGUCACUGGGAAUAUGAGAUAGAGAAGUUUAUUGAUGGUUCUUUAGUAACUACCCUCCAAUAUGUUGGUUCUGCUCAAGAGCGCACAUCUCUUCGGUCUCAAUUUAAUAGAUAUAAUGUUAUUGUUACAUCAUAUGAUGUUGUCCGUAAAGAUGUUGACUCUCUUAGACAAGUCUUUUGGAACUAUUGUAUUCUAGAUGAGGGACAUAUCAUAAAGAAUGCAAAGUCAAAAGUCACUCUUGCUGUGAAACAAUUGAAGGCGCAGCACCGUCUCAUAUUGAGUGGUACUCCUAUCCAGAACAAUGUACUGGAUUUGUGGUCUCUUUUUGACUUCCUCAUGCCAGGAUUCCUGGGAACAGAGAGACAAUUCCAUGCUUCCUAUGGAAAACCACUGGUAGCUGCCAGGGAUCCCAAAUGUUCAGCCAAGGAUGCUGAAGCAGGAGCACUUGCAAUGGAAGCAUUGCAUAAGCAGGUGAUGCCUUUCCUUCUUCGCCGAACAAAGGAAGAAGUUUUAUCUGAUUUGCCAGAGAAGAUUAUCCAAGACAGAUUCUGUGACCUGAGUCCUGUUCAGCUAAAACUUUAUGAACAGUUUUCCGGUUCAGAUGUUAAGCAAGAAAUCUCCAGCAUGGUGAAGGUCAAUGAAUCUGAUACUGGACAAGGAAGUGAUGCACCCAAAGCAUCUACUCAUGUUUUCCAGGCACUCCAGUAUUUGUUAAAACUUUGUAGUCAUCCUCUUUUAGUGCUUGGCGAAAAAAUUUCAGAAUCUGUCUCAUCAGUUCUAUCAGCGUUUCUUCCUAAUGGUUCCAAUAUUGUCUCCGAACUCCAUAAACCCCAUCACUCUCCUAAACUGGUUGCCCUCCAGGAGAUUCUUGAAGAGUGUGGAAUUGGGAUUGAUGCUUCAGGUUCAGACAGCCCUGUUAAUGUUGGGCAGCAUAGAGUAUUGAUAUUUGCACAGCAUAAAGCUUUUCUGGAUAUCAUUGAGAAGGAUUUGUUUCAUUCUCAGAUGAAGAAUGUCACAUAUUUGCGGUUGGAUGGAUCGGUUGAACCAGACAAACGCUUUGAAAUUGUGAAAGCCUUUAAUUCUGACCCUACAAUUGAUGUCUUACUCCUUACAACACAUGUUGGUGGGCUUGGUUUGAACCUGACAUCGGCUGAUACUCUUGUAUUUAUGGAGCAUGACUGGAAUCCAAUGCGUGAUCAUCAGGCAAUGGACAGAGCUCACAGGUUGGGCCAGAAAAAAGUCGUCCAUGUCCAUCGACUCAUAAUGCGAGGAACCUUGGAAGAGAAAGUAAUGAGCCUCCAGAGGUUCAAAGUGUCUGUUGCUAAUGCUGUGAUUAAUUCAGAGAAUGCUAGUUUGAAGACCAUGAAUACAGACCAGCUGCUUGAUCUCUUUACACCAGCAGAUGGCAAAAAGGCUCCAAAUGUAUCCCAGAGUAGUGAUGACAAAUUUGAAGGGGAUCCGAAAUUGACACGAGGUGGGAAGGGAUUAAAAGCCAUUCUUGGAGGAUUGGAAGAACUUUGGGAUCAAUCACAGUACAGUGAAGAGUAUAAUCUGAGCCACUUUUUAGCCAAGCUAAAUGGUUGAAUCCGACUAGCCCCGCUCUGCGUUUAUGUUUUUUAUUGGCAGUAUGCGAGAGCCAGCCAACAAGGUACACUACUGUCUUCUGUGGCUAAUUUGGAGAUGAGCACUGUUUUUAUCUUCAUUCAUGCCCCUUGUACAAAGUGUAUAUUCCUCAGAGUCGUGGCCAAAAAUUUUGAAGAUUAGUUCUAGUAGUUUGUUUCUUUAAAUUUUUUUUCCUUCUCGACAUGCAAUCAAUCAGUCAAUCAAAUUUUGAGGCUGCUAACGUAGAAAUGUCCAUGAUUUGGAGAGAGCACAUUGUGGUUUAGUUGGAGCAGGCAGACACAUAGGGGAGGGAAUUUUGUAAAUUUUUUGAAUUCUAUCUUGUAUAUACAUUGAGGAGUUUAAUUUUAUCUUUUUUAAAAAAGGGAAAAAAAAAAAAAAAGCAAAAUUGUCUUGAUAUGAAGCUUGCUGAAA